Messenger RNA from Cercospora beticola, 1269 nucleotides. RefSeq lists its product as uncharacterized. The record is from RefSeq and is a predicted model, not a curated record. NCBI's taxonomy places the organism in Eukaryota, Fungi, Ascomycota, Dothideomycetes, Mycosphaerellales, Mycosphaerellaceae. Gene Ontology annotation, molecular function: 2-oxoglutarate-dependent dioxygenase activity.
AUUCCAUUGUCGUUACGACUUCUAGUCAUCCGGCUGAUCCGGAGAUCUGAACAAAAUGCCUCACAAAGAAUCAUACGUGGAAUUUACGCCUUCGCGCUAUCCACAAUUCCCUGAUGGUCUCAAGGAAAUCGAGCUCAAGACUAUUUCACUUCGCAAGAUCCAAGAUGCCGAUAGGGAUGAGCAAGAACUCAUGUUCGAGGCGUGCAAGGCUUGGGGAUUUUUCUAUCUGGAUCUGAGUGAUUCUGAGCAAGGCGAAAUCAUAUCGAACAGCUCUGAGGAUGUCGCUCGAGUUGCUGAAGAUGUGAUGGCUUUGCCUAUGGAGGAGAAGAUGAAGUAUCCUUUUGAUUUUGCGAAUCGAGAGGUUUUUGGCUACAAGGUCAUUGGCCAAACGAAAGUGGACAAGAACCAAACUCCCGACACAGCAGAAUUCUUCAACGUAGCCAAAAACGACAUGAUCGUUCCUGAUGAUCAAAUGAAACGAGCAUGGCCGAAGCCUGUUCUAGAGAAGAAACCUCUUCUCGCCACAUAUUGCAAGACCGCACACUCUGUCGGCCUCCAGAUCUUAGAAGUUCUGGCCAAGAAGCUGGGAAUCGAUCCCGAGGAAAUUCAUCAACGACAUAAAAUCGAAGAGCUUUCUGGAGAUCAUAUUAGAAUGACGAGGGGUCCUCCGAGAAAGACGGCUGAUAUGCCGGAGAUUCAAACGCCUUCGCAUACGGAUUUUGGGACGAUUACGAUUUUGAUGAAUUGGCUUGGUGGUCUCCAAGUCUACGGCUCUCCUAACCGUGUCUUGGGUAAUCUAGACUACGACGAUGAUACCGCAGAAUGGCUAUGGGUUAGACCAAAGAAGGGCUGCGCAAUCGUCAACCUCGGCGACGCUGCUGUCAAGUUCACGAACGGCGUCUUGUGUUCCGGUCGUCAUCGCGUGAUUCCGUCUCCUGGAGAACAGGGUAAAUGGCCACGAUACAGCAUCGUAUAUUUCGUCCGCCCAGCUCAUGAGUGUCGAUUGAAGACACUCAAGGGCAGCGGUGUGCCGGAAGCUGGGGACGAAGAUGAAGAAGGCGUCAGGGCCAAAGAUUGGAUUUUCAUGCAGGCUGAGCGGCUUGCUGGUAGAUAGGCGUCAAUAGAACUUGGCGAUUAUGGAUCACACCUGGGGCAGGAAGCCCACUGAGACUGGACAAAUUUGCUAUAACUAGACUGGAUAAUCAAGACUGAUGGCGUCUUUACCUUGCUUCUCCAUGCUUCCGUUAGAAUGAUUUCAAACAAAGUCGG